This is a messenger RNA of Calliphora vicina (urban bluebottle blowfly), 687 nucleotides long. RefSeq lists its product as uncharacterized. Bases 1 to 687 code for a protein of 228 amino acids. Lineage: Eukaryota; Metazoa; Arthropoda; Insecta; Diptera; Calliphoridae. The transcript has 2 exons. The record is from RefSeq and is a predicted model, not a curated record.
AUGCGUGGUUUUAUUAUUUUGUGUUUUGCUGCUUUGGCUGUAGCUGCUCCUCAAGGAUACAACUAUCCCAGCCAGCCUAGUAAUCAGUAUUUGGCUCCCGGUGCUGGUGCAGGCUCUGGUUUUGACGGCCACGGUGUCCAGGGUUAUCAACAACAACCCUUGGUCUCCAAACGCUUCUUCAUUCACUCUGCCCCAGAGGAAGAAGAAGUAGAAAUCCAACAAAAGGACAUUGUCAUUGGUCAACCCCGUAAGAAUUUCAAUGUUGUCUUCAUUAAAUCGCCCGCCGGUGCCGCUCAAAAAACCAAGAUCCGUGUCAUUCCUGCCGUUAACGAAGAGAAGACUGUCAUCUAUGUGUUGGCUAAGAAAGCUGGUGAAAAUGAAGUUACCGCUCAUAUUGAAGAGCCUCAUACCACCACUGCCAAACCCGAAGUAUUCUUCAUUAAAUACAAGACCAACGAAGAAGCUGAACAUGCCCAACACAGCAUUCAAGCUGAAUACGAUCGUUUGGGCGGUUCUACUGUCAUUUCCAAUGAAGGUAUUGCUCCAGUCUCCUCGGUUAUCGGUUCCUUAGAUGGUCAUGGUGCUAAUGUUGGUGCUGGUGUAGGAGCAGGAUCAGGUAUCGGCUCUGACUCUGCUGGCCAUGGUGCUGCUAACACUGCUUAUUUGCCACCCGUGAAGAAACAUUAA